This is a messenger RNA of Paramecium sonneborni, 405 nucleotides long. The record is from the annotation of a GenBank genome assembly. Lineage: Eukaryota; Ciliophora; Oligohymenophorea; Peniculida; Parameciidae.
AUGGAAAAAUUAAAUUCAAAAGUAUCUUUCAAUAAAAAAAAUCAUUCAAAAAAUGAUAAUAAGGUAUGGCAUAUUUUUUAGGAUGACCAUAAUAACAAUUAACCAUCCCAAUAAUUAUCAUUGAUAACCAAGCCAAAUAUGAUAAAUCCUAUUUAAUAAUAUUAGGGUGAAAUAAAAUCACAGAAUGCCAAAAAUUUGACAAACUAAUGUCGCUUUUGUCACCAGAGAUUCAAAAAUUUUAAAGCACUUGGAGGACACAUAUCUAAAAGACAUACAGGGAGUUCACAAAAAUACAUUUAAAAAAUGAGAUCAUACAGCCGAAAUACUCAGUAGAGGUUUAACAGGAGAAUUCUCACAGAAUAUAUAAGAGGUUUAUUCGGAUUUGAAGAUUAAGGAGAAUAAUGA